Lactuca saligna is the source of this 4178-nucleotide messenger RNA. The record is from the annotation of a GenBank genome assembly. Lineage: Eukaryota; Viridiplantae; Streptophyta; Magnoliopsida; Asterales; Asteraceae.
AAAUGCAAUCUAAUAGUUAGAUUUAAUCAUAAAUUCAAACAAAAAUGAAAAAUCAUUAAUUUUGACCCAAAAAAAAAAACAUAUAUGUGACUGAGAUUGCAAAAGUUGGAACUGAAAUUGCGAAACUUUUUUUUUUAACUGAAUAUAUAACUUAAGUAUACCAUAUGAUAUGAUGAAGUUUAUAGUCUACCCUAAAAAAUAUCAUAUAAUCAUUAUCAAAACGACUAAAAAGGGGUUUGAUUUUUUAGACGAAAUGAUCAUAACAAGUGAAAUUAUUAAAGAUAAGCCAGCCUAAACUCCAACAGAAGUGCUUGCACAUUCCAGUAGGCCCCGCCUGUUUCUUGUUAAUGGUAAACACUAAACACAGCCUUCUUCACAUAAUCAUUCUCCUUGUUCAUACUCAGUUCACUCCACGUUAUUAUUCCCCUAUAAAGUAAAAAUCAUCAGUUUCUUUUCGCUUUUUCCACUAAACUAAAACUUGUUUAACUUUAGAGAAAGGGGAAGAAUUUCUUUUUGUUUCUAGGGUUUAAAAGAUUCAAUCUUUUUCAUAUUUUCAUUCACAAUGCAACCACUUUUUCAUGGGUUUUUUGUGAUUUGAUCUUCUGUUAAACCCUGUUUUCCACCUCGUUUGAAGAUAUAGAUUACAGAAUAGAACCCGAAUGGGGUUUAAUCGUUUCUUGUUCGUCUCGAUUCUUCUUCUUCUUCACAGUUUCAUGGAGUUCACCAAAUCCCAGAUGCCAGGUUUUAUAAGUCUAGAUUGCGGUGGCGACAAGAACCACACAGACAACCUCGGACUGGAGUGGAUUCCCGACGAUGAAAUCAAAUACGGAACAACGACUAAAAUCUCCAUCGAAAACGAAAACAGACGACAAUAUCAAACACUCCGAUAUUUUCCGGCGGAUAACCGGAAAUACUGCUACUCACUUAACGUGAAAACCAGGACUCGAUACCUCAUAAGAGCUACUUUUUUAUAUGGUAAUUUCGAUAACAACAACGUAUACCCUAAAUUCGACAUCUCACUGGGCCCCACUCACUGGUCAACAAUUGUCAUCUCAGACGCUAACACCAUAGAAUCUCAAGAACUCAUCUUUUUAGCUUCUGAUCCUACAAUCAGUAUCUGUUUAUCCAAUUCCAAAACAGGCCUUCCUUUCAUCUCAACACUCGAGCUUCGACAAUUCAAUGGCUCUAUUUACCUUACGCCAUUCGAGAACCAAUUUUUUCUAAGUGUUUCUGCUAGAAUCAAUUUCGGGGCAGAAAAUGAAGAUCCGGUAAGGUACCCGGAUGACCCGUUUGAUAGAAUUUGGCAAUCGGAUUUGGUUAAAAAAGCAAAUUACCUUGUCGACGUGGCUUCCGGGACCCAAAAAAUUUCCACAAAAUUACCAAUUGAUGUCGGAAAAGACGAAUUACCCCCUCAGAAGGUCAUGCAGACAGCUGUUGUGGGCCGAAACGGGUCAUUAACUUACCGAUUGAAUUUGGACGGGUUCCCGGGUUUUGGUUGGGCUUACACUUAUUUUGCUGAAAUUGAAGAUUUAAAUCAGAAUAAAACCCGUAAAUUCCGGCUAAUUCUUCCCGGAGCUCCGGAUAUCAGUAAAGCCAUUGUCAACAUUCAAGAAAACGCUCAGGGGAAAUACCGUUUAUAUGAACCCGGAUUUGAUAACAUUUCACUUCCUUUUGUUUUAUCCUUUAGAUUCGGGAAGACAUCUGAUUCUACUGAAGGCCCUCUUCUUAAUGCGAUUGAAAUCAGUAGAUAUCUCGAAAUAGCUGAUGCUUCUUUUGAUGUGGGUGUGGUUGCGAGUAUAGUUUCUGUUUACAAGUCGUUAGAGUGGGCCCAAGAAGGUGGCGAUCCGUGCUUACCGGUUCCAUGGUCAUGGUUGGAGUGUGAUUCCGAUCCUCAACCCAAGGUUAUAUCAAUAAAAUUGUCUAAUAAGAACAUGACUGGAAGCAUCCCUUUGGAUUUGACCAAGUUGACCGGCUUAGAAGAAUUGUGGCUUGAUGGGAAUGCGUUGACUGGUCAAAUCCCUGAUUUUACAGGAUGCCCGAAUUUAAAAAUCAUACAUCUUGAAAACAAUCGGUUGACUGGUCAUCUACCUUCCUCUUUAGCAAACUUACCUAAUUUAAGUAAAUUGUAUGUGCAGAAUAACUUAUUAUCUGGAUCUGUGCCACCUGGCCUUCUGAACAAGAACAUAGUAUUAAACUACACUGGAAACAAAAAUCUUCAUAAACAAAGUAGUGAAGGAAGAAACAUUAUAUACAUUAUCUUUGGAUUACUAGUUGGGGCUGCUGUUUUAAUUUUAGGGUUCAUAAUCUCAUGCAUGCUUAUUCGCAAAGGGAAGAAAGAUCACAAGCAAGAGCCUAAACACAUCAUGCAUGUUUCUUCUAUGAACACAACAACAACAACAACUUCAGAAGGUGCCCGAUGUUUUACACUAUCUGAAAUUAGAAUUGCAACAAAGGAUUUUGAGAAGAAACUUGGAUCUGGUGGAUUUGGAACUGUGUAUUAUGGUAAGUUGAAUGAUGGAAAGGAAAUUGCAGUCAAGCUUCUUGGAAAUAACAACAUUCAUCAAGGAAAGAAGGAAUUUGCAAAUGAGGUGAGUCUUCUGUCAAGAAUACAUCAUAGAAACUUGGUAAAAUUCUAUGGGUUUUGCCAAGAAGAAGGGAUGGAUAUUCUUGUUUAUGAGUUCAUGCAUAAUGGAACUCUCAAAGAACAUCUUUAUGGACCUUUAGCAAAAGAACAAAGAAUCAAUUGGAUCAAGCGCCUCGAGAUUGCUCAAGAAUCUGCCAAAGGAAUCGAGUACCUUCAUACUGGUUGUGUCCCUUCCAUUAUCCAUAGAGACUUGAAAACAAGCAACAUUCUUCUUGAUCACAACAUGAAAGCCAAAGUUUCAGAUUUUGGUCUCUCGAAACUUGCAGUUGAUGGAACUUCACAUGUAUCAAGCAUAGUUCGAGGCACUCUUGGGUAUCUUGAUCCUGAAUAUUACAUCUCGAACCAUUUGACAGAAAAAAGCGAUAUCUAUAGUUUUGGAGUCAUUCUUCUUGAGUUGGUUUCUGGUAAAGAAGCCAUUUCUAACGAAAGCUUUGGUAUAAAUUGCCGCAACAUUGUGCAGUGGGCGAAGUUUCAUAUAGAGAACGGGGACAUUCAAGGGAUAAUUGAUCCGUGUUUAGGAGACGACUAUGAUAUUCAAUCGAUGUGGAAGAUAGCAGAGAAAGCGUUGAUGUGUGUCCAACCUCACGCAAACACGAGACCUUCAAUGUCUGAAGUUAUUAAGGAGAUUCAAGAUGCGAUUGCGAUAGAGAAGGGUGGAGAGGGAGGUAGUUCUGAUGAAAUUUCACGGACAUCUUUUCAUUCUUCGUUGAAUAUGGGAUUACUUGAUCAUGGUGGCGAUCCUUACUUGUCGUUUCAUGAGUCUGUUGCACUCCCUUCUGCCCGAUAGGUAGAUCUAGUUGUGAAUAGGUUAGUUGAAAUUUGAAAAGGUAAUUCGAUUUUGGGUUUUAGGGUAACGUUGAGGUUUCACCUUCACUGUUGAGGGGGGUUUUUGUUUGUACAUGAUGUAUGCUUCAAUUGGUCAUGAAUUGGUGGUAUUGAUUCAAAAGGAUCAAAUGGAGAUCGGCAUUCUUCAAUUGGCCAUGAACAGUGAAACAUUUCAUGGCAUCCACUCAACCUGGGCUCCACCAUGCCAGGCCAUUUUGAUACCAUUGCAAUGGAGCUGUGUUAGGGACCGUUUAGCAAGACAUCCAUAAAUCCUUCGUUUUUUUAAUCACAAAGCAUCCAUAAAAGGUAAAAUAAGGUAUCAAAAUAAGGAUAAAAUCCUUUGUUUUCUUUAAUCACAAAGCAUCCAUAAAAGCAACAAUAAAUCAACAAAUUAGCAAGGUAGUCGGAAGAAGCAAAUCUUUUAAUCAUAUUAACUCGACAAAAUUACAUAAAUGGUCCUUGUGGUUGUAGAGGAUAGACCAAUUGUAAUCUUUAUGAGGAAUUGUUUGCACAUGGUCCUUAUGAUUUCAAAAUGUUGCAAAACCGGUUAUUUUGACUAAUAGUGUUAAAUCCUUUGUGAAAUAGCAUAUUUAUCCUUCCUAUCAUAGGGACCGUUUAUGUAAUUUGUUCAAGGCAUAGAGAUCAUUUAUGUAAUUUUGUCUAUUAUUUAUUAUUUUAAGGGUAAAUUACACCGUACCUCGUGUAUACC